Oryzias melastigma (Indian medaka) is the source of this 953-nucleotide messenger RNA. RefSeq lists its product as uncharacterized. Gene Ontology annotation, biological process: autophagosome assembly; positive regulation of DNA-templated transcription. Gene Ontology annotation, cellular component: autophagosome; nucleus. Bases 190 to 663 code for a protein of 157 amino acids. The record is from RefSeq and is a predicted model, not a curated record. The transcript has 4 exons. NCBI's taxonomy places the organism in Eukaryota, Metazoa, Chordata, Actinopteri, Beloniformes, Adrianichthyidae.
GCACGAGCUGGAUGCUGCAAUCUGAUUGGACGGGGGGCGUGGCGAUUGGACAGAGACGGCCCCCCCUUUUCAGAGGUAAACAACUUUUCCAUCGCGACGCUCUCAAGGAACAAAACAACAGGACCCGGUUCGACCUUCAGAACUUCUCUUGGACCAGGUGAGGGAACAGACGGUGACAGAAGCGUGGAGAUGAUCGGGAGGAUUCUCUUCAACCUGCUGGGGAGCGGCGGGGACGACUCGGCGGACGACUGCUGCGAUCAGCUGACGGAGAUGGAGGACGAGGGCUGGGUGGUGGUCAACCUCACAGAGAACGCCGGCGCUUCGGCCCCGGAGGCGGACCCUCUGGAGAACCUGCUGAUCGAGCAUCCCAGCAUGUCUGUGUACCAGAUGAGAUGCAGAGAGGGGGAGGAGCCUCCCACCGACGAGGAGGAGGAGGAGGACGCCUCCAGGCCGGCCGCCGUGGCGCGGCGCUCCUCCUGGGGGAUGUUCCUGGCGUGGAGCGAGCCGCCGCUGGCCGUGCAGAGAUCCUGCAGCCAGGCGGACAGGAAGAGGCUGAGCCGCGGCGCCCUGCACCGGCAGAACCUGGCCAGGGUUCGAUUCUCGGCGGGGGAGAGACGCUACGGCCACUUCAAGCAGCCCUGCCAGCGCCUGUACAACUACUGAGCCCCGCCCCUUCCUGCUCUGGUUCUCUCAGGUUUCCUGUCGGUGCUGCACCGCCGUCCCUGUGCAAUAAAAGCAUCAGAGUGGAUGUUUGCCAGAAAGUGUGAGAAACGACGAAAAGGAGUGGAUUACUUUGUGUACUUUAGAUUACUUUAGUAGUGUAGAGAGUACUUUUACUGAGCGGAGAUGUGUUGAGCACGACCUUCUUCAGGUGUGACAACAUCUGAAUUCCUCACAGAAACGACUUUUAUACAAAAAUGAAAAAAUGAUUUUUAUUUGUGUGUUUAUAAAAA